Molecule: messenger RNA, 1031 nt
Organism: Stegastes partitus (bicolor damselfish)
Lineage: Eukaryota; Metazoa; Chordata; Actinopteri; Pomacentridae
Gene: gadd45gb.1
Product: growth arrest and DNA-damage-inducible, gamma b, tandem duplicate 1
Exons: 3
Coding region: 1-423 (140 amino acids)
Biological process (GO): regulation of cell cycle
Cellular component (GO): cytoplasm; nucleus
Source: RefSeq, a predicted model, not a curated record
AUGCAGUCUCCUGGAAAAUCUCUGAAGGAAGCUCUGCUGUGCGCUCAGAACGAAGACCGGCUCACUGUUGGAGUCUACGAGAGCGCCAAGAUCAUGACUGAUGACCUGGACAGCGUGUCUUUCUGCGUCCUGGCCAUGGACGAGGAGUUCGAGUGUGACAUCGCCCUGCAGAUCCACUUCACCCUCAUCCAGUCCUUCUGCUUCGACAACGACAUCAGCAUCGUCAGAGUGAGCGACAUGCAGCGUCUGGCUGAGAUCGUUGGAGACAAGGCGGAGCAGCUGGAAGAUGCGCACUGCGUCCUCAUCACGAACCCUGCUGAAGGUUCUUGGGAGGAUCCAUCUCUGGAGAAGCUGCACCUGUUCUGUGAGGAGAGCCGGCGUCUGAACGACUGGGUUCCUGAGAUCAGCCUCCCCGAGCGUUGACGCGCCUCUCAGGGCUCCUCACUUUGCUGAAGAUGCUUGAAGAAGCUUCUUUUCUGGAAAUAGUCAUCCUGACGACCAGGACGACCCUGUUUCUGCUCAUCCCUGGACACUCCUGAGGAGGAUUCCCGUCCAGGCAGCACGGCGCCGGCCCGAGGUGGCCCCCCGUGAACCGUCGCCUCUCGUCCCGUCCAUGCCAAGAUGACUCUCAUUCUUUGUGUGAAUGAGGUCGGGCAUGCCACGAGAGCGACGCAUCGACCCUCAUUCUUUGUGCGGAUGAGGUUUGGAGAGGAAGGAGAAGCGAGUUCUGCGUCCUGUGGUUCUCCACAGAGCAAAUGUCGCACGUCCAAGCACGCGCAGUAGGAGAAGAAGCGGUGCUGAGGAAGAGGCCUUGUUAAAAAGGGACUUUUUAAAGGUGUCCUCUUCACGCUGAGCAACAGCACCACCGUUGCACGUCAGCGCAAAUGUUUCCCACUUUCCAGAAUUGUCUUAAUUCUCUAAAGGUUUCACUUUAGAAAUUUAACGAUGACAAAAAAAUAUAUAACUUAAAAACUUGAGAAAAAAAAAUGUCUGUUCUCUAAAGGUUUCACUUUAGAAGAUUAACAAAGACA